Molecule: messenger RNA, 1968 nt
Organism: Notothenia coriiceps (black rockcod)
Lineage: Eukaryota; Metazoa; Chordata; Actinopteri; Perciformes; Nototheniidae
Source: RefSeq, a predicted model, not a curated record
AUGUCUUCUUCAGAAAGCAUGGCCUCCUGCUCGGAUGUAUGGGAAACCAAUAGCGACUACGAUAACAUGAGUAAGGCGCUAGAAGCUAUCAACGGAAAGUUAAAGUCCUGCCAUCUUGAAGCUAACAGCAUAAAGAACAAGUUGAACAGCUUUCAGUCUUUGGGGGAGAGAUAUGACAGCAUGCAGGCAGCGGAUCAAACUGCAAGGCAAAGAUUAGCUUUCAUUCAGAAAGAGGUCAAGUCGCUCAGAGAAAGGAUCUUAAAUAACAGCGAUGUUGAAGUCCAGUUUAAAAAGACCUUGGAGCAAACUGCCUCAAUGCACGCUCUACGUGAAAAACUAAGUGUAAAAAGCGUUGCCCUGCAAAAACAGCUGGAGGAAAUCGACGUGAUGAAAGCACAACAGCAAGCUGAAUUAGCGGGGCAAACACAGCUCCAAAAAGAAAUUGAAGGGAUGCAGGCAGCUCUUAUCAAUUCUAAUGCUUCGGAGGAAACCAAAAAAACACUAAUACGGGUAACAGCGGAAACUCAAUUUGAAAAUAACGUCCUGAGAAAAGAACUUUUUCAACUUAAGAAAAGACAAACUAUUUUCAAGGUCCUGGAUGACAAAUACCACAAAGCAAAGGCAGAGAAACAGGGGAUCUGCCUGCAGAACCAUACUUUGCGACAGGACAUUGAGAAAAUGCACAACGAGCUUGAGAAUGAGAUCGUAAUCCAAGAGAUGCUGGACAGAAUGAACGCCUCAAAGAAAGAAGAGCGCCGUCAAAAUGAGGCCUUACAGAGAGAAAAGGUCCGGCUUGAAAAGAGGCUUCUGCGAGUGGAAGGUUUGAAGGAAUCAUACACUCUCGCCAAAGCUGAGACCGACUCCAUCCUCCAGCAAAAUGAGGCUUUGAGAGAAAAUAUCAAAGAGUUAUGCCAAGAGCUUCAAAAGGAAAAUGCAGCACAGGAGAAAUUGGACGAAAUGAAAAAAUCAAAACAAGCCAUGUGUCUUCAAAAUGACACCCUGCAACAGGAAGCCUCAACGCUCAAAGAGAAGCUCCAGGUUUUGGAAGAUUUAGAAGAGUCUUGUAAGGAACAACUAGUUCAGAAAAAGGCCUUCUCGCAAAAGAAUAACCUGUUGCAGAAUAGGAUUGAGGAUUUGACCAAAGCAGUCCAAAAUAAACAAGGCGUGCGCGAAAAAUACGAGGCGAUGAGAACAUCUAUAGAUGCCUUGAGCAGCGAGAAAGACACCCUGCAACAACAACUCCAGGAUCUUAACAAACAGCAAGAGGGUCUUAAGAUCUUGGAGGCCUUGCACAGAGAAGCAUCCGACCGUGUGGAUGUACUGCAGGGGGGAAAUGUAUCUUUGCAACAGAGCAUCAAUGACGUCAACGAGCAGAUCAGGAUGAGACUACACUUUAAGGGAGAGUUUGAACACCUUGAAGCCGCUGAGGAACCCCUCCAGGCAGAGAAAAGCGCGCUGAGUACAACUCUCGCUGAAGUCCAGGAAAAAUGUCUAAGUCAAUCUGAUUGGCAGCAAAAAUACACAAUUCAGAAGGGGCUGAGGGACAACCUGCAGACAGAGAUUGAAAAGACAGCGGAGGACAUCACGUUUUUUCAAGACAAGCUCAAAAGUCAGGAUGAGUUUGAAGCUCAGUACAAAUCGAUGAAGGCAUUCAAAAAAGUAGCCUCAAAGCAGAAUAACAAUCUGCGCAAACAUCUGAACGACGUGCAGAGAAAGUGCGGAUGCGAACACACUCUGCGGGAGAAGAUCAGCGCCGUUCAGGAAGAAACCAGGACUCUCCAAAGCCAGAAUCAAGAGCAGCAAGAUCAGAUCAAAACUCUGACAGACAUGCUCGGUUUGUACGAUUCCCUGAGAGCCGGAAACAGCGCCACGACACAGGAGGGGGAGAACCUUCUGGAAGACCUCCGAGAGAUCACAAAGGGAGUGAAGAGGAGAGCCCGGGAGGCAAGGAGACGAGGCAGCAAAUAA